Molecule: messenger RNA, 1958 nt
Organism: Verticillium dahliae VdLs.17
Lineage: Eukaryota; Fungi; Ascomycota; Sordariomycetes; Glomerellales; Plectosphaerellaceae
Exons: 2
Coding region: 587-1372 (261 amino acids)
Source: RefSeq, a predicted model, not a curated record
GGCCGCUGCACUGCAUCAAGCGCGCCCCCAGCCUUAGGAUUCCCCCAUUCAGUCGUCUGAUCUCACUACCUUACGAGCCCUAUGAUAUCAUAUCCUAUCAGUAGGGCGCAAUCAGGCUCCUUGUCAGAUCUCUCUGUCAUGAGGUACGGUACUCAAUCAGCAUCAGGUGGGACCCGAGUCUGUCCGGUGAACGACUGGCGUAUGUGUCCUUCAGUCUCCUGACCUCUCCAACAUGGGGUCUACAAGAGGAUUUGUCGGACCCUUGCGAAAUGUCACUCAAUGCCCGCUUACUCGAAUACGCACGACGAUGACUCUUUUCUUCCUGCGCUGCCUAUUGCCAUCGCCAAAAGCACUGCCAAGUGUCUUCUUAUGGCGACUGUGGCUGAUUCGGCGGGCAAACCCGGAACGAUGAACUGGCCAAGCUCUGCUCUUAUGCUCCAGUGACAGAACUCGGCAUCCAUCGUGAAGCGAGAAAUGACAGGGUGUAAACACUGCAUAAAUAUCAUGGCAGUCCAAUCCACGAUACAUCGUACUGUCAGGUCCUCGAAUGAACAUCGCCCCACCAGUAAUAGCACCAGUUCUAUCCAUGGGCACUCAGGUCGCCCCUAUAAAAUUCGCUGCGGCGGCAGCGCUAGCUUUCUCUACCAUCAUCACAGUCAAACAUAUCUUACAAGUCUACACGAGAAUCUCUGCCGCCCCGCGACGGAGCAUCACAGAAGUCGACGUUAAUCCCGCGUCCUUCCUACAAUCCGUUACCGUGACCCAGCAUGUCAACCCAGAUGGUCAUCCGGCGCUACAUGACUGUCGUCACAUGGACGUGUCGAUCCCGGAACAUGCCAGAGAUCUGACCGAUCAAGUUUUUCUUGCGGCUUUCGUCCGGGGUUUCUUUGGCGGAAAGGUCUUUGCCCCUGAGCGGGCCGUCCUAAAGAUUGCCAAGCUCGACCUUUUGAACUAUCCCAAUCUCAAGAGAAACGCCUCCAUAUCGCCGGUGUGGCAUGUCAACCAACUAGCCGGUGACGAGCUGCCGCCCGUGACCACAAUCCUCUUCGGCGCCUUCCAGAUAAGUGAUAGUCAAAUCCUCCGCCCAGGGGAUAUGUCCACUCAUCCAGUGGAGUCGGAGAGCAGUGUUGACUUCGUGUUCGGCUCAAGUCAGGGGAACUUCUGCGGCACCCAUCAGUUCAGUAUCCUCAGAACCAAGGGACACCCUGAAAGAGCCCGUGUCAGAUACGCACACGUCAGCUGCAACCCGAACGGUGGCAAGCUCCCAAUGCCUGACUUCAUGGCCCCUCUGCACAACCUCUAUGCCAUGCUGCUCUUCAGGGAGGCUGUUGGAGAGGUCAAGCGACGAUUGGAGUUUCAGGAUCAGAGGUGAACAGCCGACAAGGCGACCUUAUCAUCAAAGGCUUGAGCCAGCGCGCUAUGAGGAGCAUUAUUCCGUAAAUACAUUCACAAAGACAAGUUUCUUCGCUCUUCUUCUCUCUUAAUUUAUCCCACAACUCCAGGAGACGGAACUCUGAUUGACCACCCAACUUGAAGGCGAGGAUGAAGAUACAACCGUAACGCUUCUUGCAGAUUAAAUACUCGGCUGGCAAUUGUGUUUGGCCAGAACUAGCCAUCAGGUGGGGGCCGACAGCGCUCUGUUGUUCUGUAUACUUCAAGAGACAUGACUCUUGUCCGCGUAUCCAAGUACAACCCACAAAGCCAAUUUAAAUCGCAUCAUAUGAAUAACCUCAUGUUUGAUUUUCAAGCCAAAGACUUGGGUCUGGGCUCCAAUCUAGCCCAAGUUGUCUGAUCGCGAGUUGAUGUCUGCGGCAGCUGCAGAGUGCUUCUAGUCGCACACAUUUGUUACGGCCUGGACGCCGAACUAUCGGACCUAUUUACUUAACUCAAAACAUCGCAUGCGAUUUCAUCCUUGAAUUGCAUGUUCAUAGGGGGGAAAUAUAACAGCUUAUGUGAGG